AUGAUUCAACUAAAGACCAUGCUGAAAGUUAUCGAUAACUCAGGAGCUCAAUUGGCUGAGUGUAUCAAAGUUAUUGGUAAAGGUUCUCCACAAACCCCUGCCAAGAUCGGUGAUAGAAUAGUAUGUGUAAUACAGCAAGCAAGACCGGUGACACAAUCAAUAGCUGGUAACUCCAAUACAAAUAGAGUACGUAGAGGGGAUAUAGUACAUGCCAUUGUUGUAAGGACGAGACAGACCAAUAUGAAUAGACCCGAUGGGUCAUCUGUGGCAUUUGGGGAUAAUGCUUGUGUGCUGAUUAAUAAAACUACUGGUGAUCCAUUAGGAACAAGAAUCCUUGCUAAUGAUGGGAUAGUAGGGAGAGAGUUAAGAGCCAAAGGUAUGAAUAAGAUUUGUGCCUUAUCUAGUCGUGUCAUUUAA
Messenger RNA from Henningerozyma blattae CBS 6284, 417 nucleotides. RefSeq names its product mitochondrial 54S ribosomal protein uL14m (gene MRPL38). Gene Ontology annotation, molecular function: large ribosomal subunit rRNA binding; structural constituent of ribosome. Gene Ontology annotation, cellular component: mitochondrial large ribosomal subunit; ribosome. The record is from RefSeq and is a predicted model, not a curated record. The transcript has a single exon. Gene Ontology annotation, biological process: translation. Bases 1 to 417 code for a protein of 138 amino acids. Lineage: Eukaryota; Fungi; Ascomycota; Saccharomycetes; Saccharomycetales; Saccharomycetaceae.